UUUUUUUGGCAAAAAAAGUGACGAAAGUAAGCAAAUACGGAAAGUAAAUACUACAAAAAAAGUGAUAAGAAACUCGAUGAUUUUCUUUUUGUUAUGAAAUUUUAAAAAUUCGACUAGAAAUCAUGUCAUGUUGGCAAAAUAUUCCGAUUCUGGUCAAGCGGUAUUUGGUGGGAUACCUGGAUUACGAGGCGCGCUGCAACCUAAAACUAUGCUCGAAAUCCGACCAAUUUCUUGUGACCUCCACCCGACACGUGGCACAAAUCAUAUCGAUUGCUGAACAAUCGAACUCUUCGUGUAACGAAUUAUCAACAAUUAUUCUACGAUACGAAUUCCGGGUACUACAAUUAGAGGAGAUUGACGGAGUUACUACAAUGACUAGCGGAGAGUAUCAAAAAAUCAAUAAUAAAAAUCGAUAUGACGUGGCGCGGAGCUGGAUUGAGAAAAUCAGUGAAAACGGUGUGGCGAACGCGAAAAAAGUGCAGUUGUUAAAUCUCUCCAUGCCCCCCUCUCCUCAAUGGAUUCUCAACUGCGAAGAAUCUCUGAAAAUUCGAAUGGUGGGGCGACAAAAUUUGAAAUCCUGGCUGCAAAUCACAGUGCCGAUUCUGAAAAUUUUGGAAAUUGAAGAAUGGGAAAUCGCUGAAGAAAUUCUCGAAACUCGCCAAAUACGACAAGUUGGAGAGGUUUUGCGGCUUUCGCGAAAUGUCAAAAUUAGCGAUGAGCAGCUGGUUAAGCUGGCUGCUCCAAGUUUGGUGAUCAUUUCUGGCAAUACGAUUACAGAGCAGGGAGCAAAAAAAGUGUUAAAGAAGUUUGUCGAACAGAAUCGCAGUGGAAAUCCAUUCGAGUUGAAGUUCCGCAAAUCGGAACCAAAUUUCAAUCACCUCGACUUAUUCGACAAAUCUUGGACUAUCCAGAAAUUACAACAAAUCGAUGAAACCGAAGGAGAAUACGUAUAUCAAAUCACCGGCGGUUUCACAAAUGUUCAUCGUGUUCAGCAGCUUCCAAAAAUCAUAAUUCGAGAUUUUGUAACUUAUAUGACUCUGAAAGUAUUACAUCCUGCUGGAAUAUAUUUUCAAAACUCGAUUUGGUAAACUAUACUUAUUCAUAGAAAAAAUAUCUAUUCAUGUUGGAGGUUUUUGAUAAUUUUUGAAAAAUAAAUAAAUUAUGAGCAAGUAA
Molecule: messenger RNA, 1173 nt
Organism: Caenorhabditis elegans
Lineage: Eukaryota; Metazoa; Nematoda; Chromadorea; Rhabditida; Rhabditidae
Gene: Y71G12B.2
Product: DUF38 domain-containing protein
Exons: 5
Coding region: 123-1088 (321 amino acids)
Source: RefSeq, marked reviewed